AGUCUCCGCGAAGAGGCGGGGCUAGUUUUUAUUCUCAGGUGUUACUGUACCUCUCGGAACGUAGCGGAUCGGCAAGUUCAUUAAGUUAAUUUCAACAGCGAGAAAAGCAAGAGAUGUCUAAAAAGUCACACAAGGCCUUCGGGGACGAUGAGUGGAUGUCCCGUCUGCGACGGUUUGCCAGCACAGGGGUUUGGCCCUCUGAAGCUGGCAACAGACCUGCUCCCCGUCAGAAGAAGUGGUUUGAACUCUUUCAGAGGAUAGAUAAAUGUCCAAUGCAGGUCCGUGGCCAGGCAACACUUUUUGGUGGACCACAGAAAUGCCUUUGUGGAUUCCACACGCCUAAGGCCACAAGUGCUCCACCUGCCUCCACUCCUACUUCUGUCCUGGCCUCUACAUCAGCACCAACCAUUUCACGGCCUGCACUUAACUCAUCAAUGUUUACAAAGAAACGAUUUGGAGGAUCCAUUAGUUCAGCAGCCAAACCCAACCUAAAUAUACCAAGGCGGAUCCAGCCUGGUAGUCAUAGUCCGACUCCUUCAGCCAGUCAGUCACCUGCAGCCAGACCACCUCCUUCAGCCAUUCCUUCUCCUUCAGCCAGACCACCUCCUUCAGCCAGACCACAUCCUUCGGCCAGACCACCUCCUUCAGCCAGACCACCUCCUUCAGCCAGUCCGUCACCUGCAUCCACAAAUACUACUUCAGCCGGUCCUUCUCCUACAGCCAGACCUGCUCCUACAUCCUCAGAGCGUGUUGCCUCUUCUAUGCCUGGCCCUGCUUCUGCACCCACCACUGCUCCCGCAGCCGAGCCAGAUCAAUUUUGGCUGCCUCCUGAAAUGAGGAAGACGAUCCCAUCACAGGAUCAGAGGUGGAUUGCGUCUGCGCUUUUUCACGCUGGCAGACUUCGGACAGACUUGAAGCUCUGGUAUGAGCCACCAGUCCCUUCUCUCAUCUACCACCAGGCUCCAUCUCCAGACCGCUUUUUUAACCACAGGCUUCUGGUAUGGAUGCCCUACCACUUGUGGAGGUUACACUGCCCUGUCCUACAUGUGGGAAGUAGUUGA
Triplophysa rosa is the source of this 1061-nucleotide messenger RNA. RefSeq lists its product as uncharacterized. The coding region runs from base 114 to 1061 and encodes 315 amino acids. The record is from RefSeq and is a predicted model, not a curated record. Lineage: Eukaryota; Metazoa; Chordata; Actinopteri; Cypriniformes; Nemacheilidae. The transcript has 7 exons.